AUGGCACUCGUUCUCCCAACUUUGUCUGCCUUCACUUCUUCCCGUCUCACAGCCAUUUUGACGGCCAAGACCCAAGCAGACUUCACCGCAGCGUUUGAUGCGCUUUUCGCGCGCAAUGUCAAUGUUGUUUACAAUGGAAAGCAACUUUCAAGGGAACAGUACCAGGCACAGUUACUCGGUCAGAGCAGCGCUGCUGCUGAAGAGCAAGGCGCAAACGUCAGUCUUCAAGGUCAGCUAGAAAUCCCCGGCAACGAAGGCCAACUGUCUGGUGUUGUCGGUCUAUUCUACACUUCCCUUGUUGACUCAAAGUUCCUUGUCUUUGGAGCUCCCGCGGAGAGCAAACUAACUUCUUCAUUCAAUGCUAUCAUUCAGGCUACAGAGCCUCGACCUCCAUCCAACCCCCGUAUUCGCGGAUAUUUUGACCCCCGUCGCAUAGUGACAGUGAACCAGAAUGCUACCGAACAAGCCCUGCAAGUCACCAUUCCUCACUCUUCCAUUAAACCAACCACACCUGGCGUCACUACUAAGAAUUUCGCGCUUCCACAGGGGCCGUUUGGUGCACCCUUUGGUCCCGGACCUGUACGCUUGGGUCCCACAGAGACAAAUCCUGUCUCAGAGACGUUCCCAGGGGAUGGGGAGUUUGGUGCACCUCCAGUCAUGAUCCCUGGAGAAACUAUUGGUGAAGAUACUAAUACCAAGGCAUGA
Messenger RNA from Suillus bovinus, 705 nucleotides. RefSeq lists its product as uncharacterized. The transcript is spliced from 3 exons. NCBI's taxonomy places the organism in Eukaryota, Fungi, Basidiomycota, Agaricomycetes, Boletales, Suillaceae. The record is from RefSeq and is a predicted model, not a curated record. Bases 1 to 705 code for a protein of 234 amino acids.